Molecule: messenger RNA, 945 nt
Organism: Fukomys damarensis (Damara mole-rat)
Lineage: Eukaryota; Metazoa; Chordata; Mammalia; Rodentia; Bathyergidae
Product: olfactory receptor 2AT4-like
Exons: 1
Coding region: 1-945 (314 amino acids)
Biological process (GO): G protein-coupled receptor signaling pathway
Cellular component (GO): membrane
Molecular function (GO): G protein-coupled receptor activity; olfactory receptor activity
Source: RefSeq, a predicted model, not a curated record
AUGGAGACCACAACAUGUAAUGUAUCAGGAGAAGCCUUAACCAUUUUCUACCUUACAGGCAUUCCCUCUCUGCCAACUUACCUCAUCUUUCCUAUAUUCUUCAUCUUUCUCAUUCUUUAUCUGCUCAUCCUUGUGGGUAACACCUUGAUCCUGGUGGCUGUGCUGACAGAGCCCAACCUCCACAAGCCCAUGUACUUCUUCCUAAUUAACCUCUCAGCACUAGACAUCUAUUUCACCACAACCACAGUCCCCAAGAUGCUGUCCCUAUUCCUAUUUGGGGACCACUUCCUCAGCUUCCCUGCCUGUUUCCUGCAGAUGUAUCUGUUUCAUAGCUUUUCCUGCUCAGAAGCUUUCCUCUUGGUGGUGAUGGCCUAUGACCGCUAUGUAGCCAUCUGCCGCCCACUGCACUACCCUGUCCACAUGACUCCACACACCAACGUUGCACUGACAGCCAGUGCCUGGCUCUCUGCCCUCCUCCUACCCAUCCCAGCAGUGGUACAGACCUCCCAGAUGGAAUUUGACAACAUCGCCUACAUCUACCACUGCUUCUGUGACCACUUGUCUGUUGUCCAGGCUUCCUGCUCUGACACCAGCUCCCAGACCCUCCUGGGCUUUUGCAUAGCCAUGGUGGUGUCCUUCUCCCCCCUCCUCCUGGUGCUUCUGUCCUAUGCUCGCAUCCUGGUCUCGGUGCUUCGCCUCAACUCCCAGGAAGGACGUUCAAAGGCCUUCUCCACCUGCAGCUCCCACCUCCUUGUAGUGGGCACCUACUACUCUUCCAUUGCCAUAGCCUAUGUGGCCUACAGGGCUGACCUGCCCCUCGACUUCCACAUCAUGGGCAAUGUGGUGUAUGCUAUUCUCACACCAGUGCUGAAUCCUCUCAUCUACACACUGAGGAACAAGGAUGUCAAAGCAGCCAUCAUCAAAAUGACAUGCCCCAGGAGAUAA